AUGAUAUCUGACUUUGCUAAUUCCUUGUAUUUUGUUUGCAUUUUUUCAGAGGACAAACCCCAGCAAUACCAGCCAGUACAGCUCAUUCCAUACCCACCUACAUCAAGUAGAGAGCCAGUGAUAUUCCUUCAACCAAUCACAGACCAGGAUCAGCCUAUAACCACACCUACAGAUGUUAAGUUAACGCCCACUCAUGAUUUAUCCAGUCAGGCAUCAUUUACAACAAUGCUUACAUCAUUUGAUUUUGGCACUUCUCCAACUGUCAUGACAAGUGAUAUUGUUCAAGAUACGCCCACAUCUCAGAACAACCAAUCAAAAUCCGGUUCAUUUACGCAAACCUUGCCUAAGGCUGUUCCGUCUCCAUUUGGAAGCCCAUCCACUUUUGGACCGACGCCAAUACCAUUGAGUGGCAAUGAAAGAAUUGUUAUUCCUUCUUGUGCAGAUGAACAGUUCUUACCAUUUACGAAAGAAAAUUAUGGCAAGGAAAAGGACAAAUGGGUUUUAAAAAGACAUAUAUGUCAGUAUUGUGGUAAAAGGUGUAUGAAACCGUCUGAUUUGACCAGACAUGUAAGAAUUCAUACUGGUGAAUAUCCUUUCGAGUGUCCUUCUUGUAAGAAAAGAUUUAGAGAGAAGUUUAACUUAAACGCACAUUUCAAGAAAGGUAGUUGUACUCCUUAA
Molecule: messenger RNA, 678 nt
Organism: Ruditapes philippinarum (Manila clam)
Lineage: Eukaryota; Metazoa; Mollusca; Bivalvia; Venerida; Veneridae
Product: putative transcription factor Ovo-like 1
Exons: 1
Coding region: 1-678 (225 amino acids)
Biological process (GO): regulation of transcription by RNA polymerase II
Molecular function (GO): RNA polymerase II cis-regulatory region sequence-specific DNA binding; DNA-binding transcription factor activity, RNA polymerase II-specific
Source: RefSeq, a predicted model, not a curated record